Molecule: messenger RNA, 1356 nt
Organism: Egretta garzetta (little egret)
Lineage: Eukaryota; Metazoa; Chordata; Aves; Pelecaniformes; Ardeidae
Gene: DELE1
Product: DAP3 binding cell death enhancer 1
Exons: 11
Coding region: 1-1260 (419 amino acids)
Molecular function (GO): protein binding
Source: RefSeq, a predicted model, not a curated record
AUGCGAGACCAUGCCAAAGGCCUUGCUAAAGUCAAGGGAGCGCUCGGUGCGCUGCUUCUGCAGCUGGUCAGACAGAUCUCAUGGCUGAGAUCGCUGCCGGACGCCAGGAGAGAGCACAGGUCUCUCUGGCUUUCUUCGUGUCCCUCUCAGCAGACAGUGGUGAGUGAAGCCUCAACCAGCUGUCCCGGUGCGCAGCUGGGGUCCCACUUCCUACAGAAAGGAAGUUCAGAGGUUGUACCGGAGCAUUCAUCCUCAGGCAUCCCCGCAGGGCAAGGAGAGAGCCAGCCCUGGGCAGAAGUAGGGGAGUUCCAAAUCCCUGAGAGCUCCAGCUUGGAGCCAGUUCUCCGCAGCGCAAAGGGUGACCCAGCUCAGCGAGGGCAUUUAGAGGAAGCUGCUUUCCAAUUGCAGCAGAUUUUCCGGAUUGACAUUUCCAUUGCAUUGAAUAUCCUCGGGAUUGAAAGUAUGAGAGCGGGCCAUUACAGGAUAGCCUAUACUUGCUUCAAACUGGCAGCAGAUCGAGGCUACAGCAAAGCCCAGUUCAACGUGGGUCUGUGUUACGAGCAUGGCAGAGGCACGGAAAAAGACUUGGAAAAGGCAGCUUUUUAUUACUACCGUGCGGCCAGCAGCUGUCACCCCAUGGCACAGUACCGCUACGCUCGAUACCUCUUAUGUCACAGACCUGAAAAUGAAUGGGACAGGCAUCAGAAGGCAGUGACUUUCCUGGAGCAAGCAGCAAUGGCCGGGAUUACGGAGGCACAGGCUUAUCUUGGAGUCUUCUACAUGAGAGGGCUGCAACCUAAGGAAAAGAGAGGUCUGAAGUACCUGCUGCUGGCAGCAAAGAACGGCGAUGCCCAAAGCAGGUAUCACGUGGGCGUUUGCUAUGAGAAGGGCCUUGGAGUGCAGCAGAACCUGGCAGAAGCGAUGAGACACUACCGGCAGUCAGCUGCUGCGGGGAACAGGAACUCCCGGGAGAGACUGCGACUGUUAGAAGAGGAGGUGGAAGAUGUGAGAACAGAGCAUCCAUUCCCUUCCGGAAUAAGAGCCUCUUCCUCUAGCCCCUGUUUCUGGGCUGCUGAGCGUGUGCCUGCAGGCCUCCACCCCACCCAGCCAAGACAAUCUGCCCUCACCCUGCCCCACUCUUGGAGCGCAGACAGACUCCACAUGAUGACUCUUGGUGGUGCAGGAUGGAGCCAUGCCCUCAGAAACAGAGCAACACCGCUGGAACUGCAGUGCUUGGAGCCCCACCGCUGCUGUUACUAGAGCAGUCGCUGCCACGCUGCCUACAGAACAGGAGCACUGUCUUCCAGCCCAAGGCUCUUCCCACGUGCCGACAGCUGCCGCAGAAGCCCCGAGCCC